AUGAGUGAUUUUCUUCCAGUGGGUGCAGGUUCCGCCGGGUCGGUGAUAGCUGGACGGCUUUCCGAGUGGUCUGACGUCACAGUACUGUUGGUGGAGGCAGGCGGGGAUGACGCCAACCAACCCACCAUCCAAACCCCGCCACUCGCGCUUGAAAACUGUAGGUCUCCACUCGACUGGAACAUCUUCUUCACAACCCCACAAGUGAAUGCAUGUCAAGCGAUGGUCAAUAAGCAAGCCUACUGUCCAAGAGGAAAGGUAUUGGGAGGAACAGGUUCCAUCAAUGACAUGAUCUACGCCAGGGGCAACUGGCGAGACUAUGACUCGUGGGCGAAGAAUGGCGCGUAUGGGUGGAGCUACAGGGACGUGCUGCCUUUCUUCAAGAAAUCAGAGGGAAUGCGGGACCCCACACUGGCCAGUUCAUUUUACCAUGGCACAACGGGACCCAUCAAGGUCGGGUUUGUCCAGGCCACAAAUUAUGCUGGUGUAUUCAUAAAGGCUGGGAAGGAGCUUGGCUACUUUGAAAGGGACUACAACGGUCCAGUCCAAACAGGGUUUGCGAAAACGCAGACAACAAUAUAUAACGGACAGAGAUCGAGCUCGUCUACGGGGUACCUCAGACCCAACCUGGGGAGACCCAACCUAGACGUGCUGCUCAACGCACACGUGAAGAGAGUGCUGAUUCACUACAAGAAAGCGACGGGGAUAGAAUAUUUCUGUGGAGAUCAGAGGAACGCUCUGCGCACCGUGGCCGUUCUAAGGGAAGUAAUCCUGUCUGCCGGGGCCAUCGGAUCGCCACAGAUUCUCAUGCUGUCAGGGAUAGGACCAGCCGCACACCUUAGAACGUUGGGGAUACCAGUAAUAGCCAACCUUCCAGUAGGACAAAAUCUCCACGAUCAUGUUGCCUCCUUGACACGAGGUUUCUUCAACGACCCGAGCCAGCUGACUAUUGAUCCGGCUCUUCUCCUGCAGACGAAUGGCGUUGAGGCACUAGCACACAUAUGUUCCUACUCCAGGUACAAGUGUCUCGCCCCCGACAUCCAGUUGUCUGUGAUCAUCGCCGGUGUGUCGGUCACAGCAGCGAUCAACUGUCAGAACAUCGAUCCGAACAUUCUCCAAACUUUGCCCGGAGUAACCGAUCCGACGGUGUCUUUUCUUCUUUUGGUUCAGUUGAUAAAGCCGAAAUCAACUGGAUACCUCACACUUAAGAGCACCAAUCCGCUGGAAGCCCCACUGAUAAACCCCAAGCUCCUCAGUCAUCCUGACGACGUGAAAGCUUUGAUCAGAGGAAUCAAUGCAGCAAAAGCUGUUUUGCAGACAAAGGCGUUUCGCGAUUUUGGCGUUGUAUUUGACGACCGUCAGGUUCCACAGUGCGCAAUGCAUCCUGCGGGAACCUACAGCUAUUGGGAGUGUUUUGUGCGACUCUACACGUUGUCCACCUUCCACUAUCUGGGCACCUGUAAAAUGGGAUCCCCUCGCGACUGGAGGACUGUGGUAGACCCUCAGCUAAGAGUGAAAGGAAUAUGUGGUCUCCGGGUUGCAGACGCCUCUAUAAUGCCAUCAAUGCCAACCGGUAACAUCAAUGCACCGACAGUGAUGAUUGGCGAAAAGGCAGCUCACAUGAUAAAAUUAACCAAUCGAAAGUAUUGGCCCUGGCCGCCAUGUCAUCGCGGCAGGUCACGUGGAUUUCGCAACUUCUGGUCUCCUCAUCACGGACGUUCUUAUUUCGAAUAAAGAUGAUUAUUAAAGUCCAAAAUUCUGUUUCCUCUGAGCGUGCACACACAUAUACACUUAAAAAUAAGCGCGCAGGCACGCAAACACACAUCCACACACACAGUGACACACACAUACACACACACACAUACACACACACACACUCAAAUAUACAUAUACAUAUCAUUACUCAUAUACACACAUGCACACACAUACAUACAUACACGCGCGCACACCAACACAUGCAUAGGCAUUUGUAUAUAUACGCUAACAUACAUAACAUACACACACAUUCACACCCACACACCCACACACACUCGUAAUAUAUUACACGUUAUUGCAUGUUUUAAACAGAAA
Gigantopelta aegis is the source of this 2067-nucleotide messenger RNA. Its product is annotated as glucose dehydrogenase [FAD, quinone]-like. The record is from RefSeq and is a predicted model, not a curated record. NCBI's taxonomy places the organism in Eukaryota, Metazoa, Mollusca, Gastropoda, Neomphalida, Peltospiridae. The transcript has 10 exons. Gene Ontology annotation, molecular function: oxidoreductase activity, acting on CH-OH group of donors; flavin adenine dinucleotide binding. The coding region runs from base 1 to 1731 and encodes 576 amino acids.